CAGUAAUUUCAGACCGCUAUUUCUCAUCCAAUACCAACUUCAACGCAGCUUGAAACUCGACUCAAACAGGCUUUCAACAAAAUCUCUGAAGGCCUCCACGCAACUUACAUAACAAUGGCAUCCUCAAAACUUUUCCAGCCGCUCAAGGUCGGCAACAUCACCCUCAAGAACCGUGUUGCCAUGGCCCCUUUGACCCGUUUUCGCGCCGAUGAAAACCACGUACCCCUCCCUUUCGUUGCGGAUUACUAUGCUCAACGAGCAUCCGUCCCUGGAACUCUUCUCGUAACCGAGGCCACCUUCAUUUCUCCUCAGGCUGGAGGUUACGGAGCGGUUCCCGCCAUCCACAGCCAGGCUCAGAUCGAUGGCUGGAAGAAGGUCACUGAAGCUGUCCACGCCAAAGGCUCUUAUAUCUACCUCCAGCUCUGGGCGCUAGGUCGUGUUGCCGAUCCUAAAACCGCCGAAAAGGAAGGUAUCACUAUCCGCAGUUCCAGCGCAGUAGCUCUGGAGGGGCACGCUACUCCCAAAGAGUUGACCAUCGAUGAGAUCAAGUCUUUCGUCCAGGAGUACGCCCAGGCCGCUAAGAAUGCCAUCGCAGCAGGCUUUGAUGGCGUUGAGAUUCAUGGCGCGAAUGGUUACCUGAUUGACCAGUUCAACCAAGACACUGUCAACCAGCGCACUGAUGCAUAUGGAGGCAGCGUCGAGAAUCGCUCCAGGUUCGCUAUCGAGGUCACCGAAGCCGUCGUCAACGCCGUUGGCGCUGACCGAACCGGUAUCCGUCUUUCCCCAUUCUCGACGUUCCAGGGCAUGAAGAUGAAGGAUCCUAUCUCACAAUUCUCCGACAUUGUCUCUAAACUCGACAAAUUUGGCCUCGCAUACGUUCAUCUCGUUGAGUCGCGUGUUAGUGGCAACGCCGAUGUUGAGUCCACCGAGCGUAUCAGUCCCUUGGUUGACCUGUUCAGAGGUCCCGUUCUAGUCGCUGGUGGUUUCAAGCCUGACUCUGCUAAGGCUCUCGUGGACAAGGAGUACCCCAACCACGACGUCGUUGUCGUUUUCGGUCGUUACUUCAUUUCUACGCCUGACUUGGUCUUCCGCCUGAAGGAGGGCAUUGAGCUCAAUCCGUACGAUCGCAACACUUUCUAUAAUGCCGGAGAGGAGAGAGGCUACACUGAUUACCCGUUUAGCAAGGAGUUUUCCGCUGCUAGCUCUAACCUAUAGAUGACGGUUCCUGUUUCCAUCGAUACAUAGCGCGGCGUUGGGACUCAUAGAUAUUUUCGAGAUGGAAUGCAUUGAAACUAUCUCGUAGAGCAGAUAUAGUAUAGCAUGAUCAUUGAAUUAGCAGGAUGACAUAGAACUUCUUCAUCUUCACAACACCUCUUUGUUCGACUUCGUGAGCAUGAUGUAAUUCUUAAACCCAUGUGCUAAGCAUUAAUUUUGUGCUAUACCCCGGUAUUGUCUCCAGAAUUGGCAUCUGUCAUCGAUGACCAAGUCUAAAUCUCCAGGCACGCCAAUUUCUGUCUGGUUAGCCAACACUGUUGGCCU
Aaosphaeria arxii CBS 175.79 is the source of this 1539-nucleotide messenger RNA. RefSeq names its product FMN-linked oxidoreductase. Gene Ontology annotation, molecular function: FMN binding; NADPH dehydrogenase activity. NCBI's taxonomy places the organism in Eukaryota, Fungi, Ascomycota, Dothideomycetes, Pleosporales. The transcript has a single exon. Bases 115 to 1215 code for a protein of 366 amino acids. The record is from RefSeq and is a predicted model, not a curated record.